Candida tropicalis MYA-3404 is the source of this 1140-nucleotide messenger RNA. RefSeq names its product thiosulfate sulfurtransferase. Gene Ontology annotation, biological process: transsulfuration. Gene Ontology annotation, molecular function: thiosulfate-cyanide sulfurtransferase activity. Gene Ontology annotation, cellular component: mitochondrion. Lineage: Eukaryota; Fungi; Ascomycota; Pichiomycetes; Serinales; Debaryomycetaceae. Bases 1 to 1140 code for a protein of 379 amino acids. The transcript has a single exon. The record is from RefSeq and is a predicted model, not a curated record.
AUGCCACAAUCGCCCCAAAUUCCGCUCCCCGCAUGGGGUGAAACGCUGCCAACAAAAAAUAAGGACCUAAAUCUUCCGAACCCCGGAGAAUUCCAUUCGACAACAACAAAAAAAAUAGAACAAUUUAAUAACUCCAUGAUUUCAAGUCAAUCAGAACAGUCAGCAUCAUCAUCAUCAUCAAUCGUAUCAAUGCCACGGACAUUACUUACUACGAUUACUCCAGCUGCAUACCGAGUAUUGUUAUCUACUGCAACACCAGUAUCACGAGUUAUACCUAUUGAUGCUACUUGGUUUAUGCCUAAUGUUCCAAGAGAUAACAAGGCUGAAUAUCAACAAGAACGUAUUCCACAACUGAAAUUCUUUGAUUUAGAUAAAUAUGUUUCUCAAAGUGAAUAUCCUCAUAUGUUACCAAGUUUAUCCGUUAUGAAACAAGCAUUUGAUGAAUUAAAAUUACAUCAAAAUGAUUCAUUGGUUAUUUAUGAUAAAUUGGGAAUAUUUCUGAGUCCUAGGGCAGCUUUUACAUUUGCUUUAUUUGGACAUCCAAAGGUUUAUUUAUUAGAUAAUUAUUUAUCUUAUAAACAAUGUGAAUAUCCUCUUGAUACCAACCCUGUCAAGGAAGAUGGUUCAAAUGAUGAUGUUGGAGAAUAUGAAUUUGCAUUGAAUCAAGAAGAAUUUGCAGAAAAUUAUAAAAAACAAGUUAUUGAAUAUGAUGAAUUGUUAGAAUUGGUUAAGAAUGGUGGAUUAUCUGAAUAUUUAUUAAUUGAUGCUAGAUCAAAUGAUAGAUUCACAGGAUCUGGUGAAGAACCUCGUCCAGGAUUAUCAUCUGGUCAUAUUCCAGGUGCAGUUAAUUUACCAUUUCCAAAACUUUUAGACCCGUCAAAUAAUAAUCAAUAUAAAUCAAAACAACAAGUUGAACAAAUUUUCCAAGAAUUAAUUGGUGAAGAUGGUAAUGUAAAUGAUUUGUUGAAGAAAUAUCCAAAAGGAAUAAUUGUCAUGUGUGGAACUGGUGUAACUGCUGUUGUUUUAAAAUUUGCUAUUGAUUGUAUCUUGAAAUUGAAUGUCCCAGUUAGAGUAUAUGAUGGAAGUUGGACAGAAUGGGCUAGUAGAGCUCCUUCAGAAUACAUCCAAAAAGAUAUCUAG